AUGGAAAGCUACGAUGCGCUUAUCGUUGGCGCAGGCUUUGGCGGAAUUUAUCAGCUUUAUAGCCUACAGAAAUUGGGCUUGAACGUGAGGUUGAUCGAUCGUUGCGUCGAUGUCGGAGGUGUUUGGCAGUGGAAUCGAUAUCCUGGUGCGAUGAGCGACACGCACUCGACUGUAUAUCGUUAUUCCUGGGACAAAGAGGAUCUCAUGACCUACCCGUUCACAGACAACUAUCUGUACAGGGAUGAGAUUGUUGCGUAUCUUUCACACAUCGUGGAGCGCCACAAUUUGAGAAAACACAUGGAGUUCAACCUGGAAGUCACUUCCGCUGAGUUCCAUGAAGACGACGGCACAUGGACUGUUCAUGCUGGUGACAAGUUCAUCAAGGCGCGCUACCUCAUCACUGCCCUCGGCCAUUUCACUCAAGUCAAUUGGCCAAGUAUUCUCGGACAAGACGCCUAUAAAGGGGAGCUCUAUCAUACCGCCAGAUUUCCCGAGCACUACGACUUUAAGGGUAAACGCGUUGGAGUUAUCGGCAAUGGAUCCACUGGUGUGCAGGUCAUCGUCGAUAUCGCCAAAGACGUGGGUUCCUUGAUCUCGUUCCAGAGGACCCCUCAGUACUCGGUCCCAGCAGGAAGACGACCUGUAACAGCCGAGGACCGGGCAAAGAUUAAUCGGGAAUGGGAUGAGAUCUGGAAGCAAGUCCAGAAUACCACGACUGCGUGCGAAUUUGUCGAGCCGAAGAUCUCUGCCAUGGAUGUUUCUGCAGAGGAACGGGACAGAAUAUAUCAGGAAGCAUGGGAUUACGGUAACAAUCUGCAAUUUCUCCGUGGAACUUUCAAUGACCUGGUUAGCAACAAAGCAUCCAACAUCACUGCGUGCGAGUUUAUCAGGAAGAAGAUUGCGGAGACUGUUAAAGAUCCCGUCAAAAGGGAGAAAUUGACUCCGACAGAUAUCUGGAAUCGCAGGCCAAUUUGUGAUGCGGGCUAUUUCGAACAGUUCAACCGUGACAAUGUUGAUGUUGUGAUGGUCAAGGACAAUCCGAUUGUGAAGCUCACUCAGACUGGACUGGAGCUAGCAGAUGGGACCCGAUAUGACCUAGAUGUGAUCAUUUUUGCGACUGGGUUCGACGCCAUCGACGGCAGUUACCGGCAAAUCAAAUUCAUAGGACGAAAUGGGAUCACCCUGGACCAACACUGGAAGGAUGGACCGACCAGUUACUUUGGAGUGGGGAUAUCUGAAUUCCCUAACCUGUUCAUGAUAAGCGGCCCACAGUCAAUCAUUUCGAAUUUACCGCCGGCUCUCGAAUCUUACGUGGAGUUUAUCACGGAUCUUCUCGCUACCGCGGAGGAGCGCCGCAAGCAAGGCGGCAACCUCCAGAAGAUCAUAGUGGAGACAGAACCAGAAGCAGAGCGCGACUGGAACGAACUAUGCAUCAGAUUGGGCAAGGGAAAUCUUUAUAUGACCGCGAAAUCGUCAUUCAUUUCGGGGACAAAUGUCGAGGGUAAGAAAGGCUCUACCAUUUUCUUCAUGGGCGGGUACAAGUCCUUGAGGGAACGGCUUAACAAUUGUAUUAAAGAAGGCUACAAGGGCUUCCGCAUAGCUGAAUAUUAG
Fonsecaea erecta is the source of this 1611-nucleotide messenger RNA. RefSeq lists its product as hypothetical. NCBI's taxonomy places the organism in Eukaryota, Fungi, Ascomycota, Eurotiomycetes, Chaetothyriales, Herpotrichiellaceae. Gene Ontology annotation, molecular function: NADP binding; N,N-dimethylaniline monooxygenase activity; flavin adenine dinucleotide binding. The transcript has a single exon. The record is from RefSeq and is a predicted model, not a curated record. Bases 1 to 1611 code for a protein of 536 amino acids.